Cucurbitaria berberidis CBS 394.84 is the source of this 1293-nucleotide messenger RNA. RefSeq lists its product as uncharacterized. Bases 1 to 1293 code for a protein of 430 amino acids. Gene Ontology annotation, cellular component: i-AAA complex. The transcript is spliced from 4 exons. Gene Ontology annotation, molecular function: misfolded protein binding. The record is from RefSeq and is a predicted model, not a curated record. Gene Ontology annotation, biological process: protein quality control for misfolded or incompletely synthesized proteins. Lineage: Eukaryota; Fungi; Ascomycota; Dothideomycetes; Pleosporales; Cucurbitariaceae.
AUGUUCAGCAAGACGUUGCCUCGUGCGGCUCCUCGGAUUAGCGCAUUAGUACAAUGUUGUGAAGCGCAGCCAUCUCUCCACAGGCUUACAAAGUUACCAAAUCGAACAUGGAAACCCAUCCAGCAACCAUUGGGGAGGCGCUAUCGCUCCACCAUGCGUGAACAAUUCAGGGAUCAAUACUACAAGAGUCCUGUAUUGUUCCCUUUCGCCAUCGGAGUCAUCGCCCUCGUCUCCGGUAUCUGCGUCCUUUACAUACCAUGGUACUAUAGGAACGUCAUCAUAAAACCCUACCACAACUUCCCUGAGCCCGUCGCAAAGAAGCUCCGAAAAGCCCUCUUCUACAGUCGUGGCAAAUGGCUCGACAUCCGCGAAGCGAACAAGCACUUCCGACAGGCGCUGGCACUCGCCGACGAGCUGGGCAUGGACCCCUUCAGUGACGAGAUUAUGGGCGUCAAAUACACAAUCGCGGCGCUAUUCGAAGAUGCUGGAUACUACAGCCUGGCGAUUGAUGUGCUGGAAAUCAUGCGCAAUGAUUGUCAACGAUGGGCCGACGAAUUUUCGGACAGGCAUUGGAAUAAUGGGAAUAGAAGCAGAGUCAAGAAGAACAUGGUGCAAAUUAGCCUGAAGCUGGGACUGCUUUACGAUACGAGAUACGUCAACGAGCCUGAAAACGCGGAGAAGAGGCUUGUCGAGGCAGUGGAGAGCGCAUUGAGCGAGAAGCAGCGACGAGAACGAGACGGUGUGAAGCCGGGUGAAGGGCCGUGGAUGACGGACGAUGAGAUGGGCGGCACACUCGAGGCUCUCGGGACACAUUACGAGCAAUUCGAUUCGCACUACCUGGCAACACCGCUGUUCGUCAAAGCGCUGGAACUAUGUCCGCCAAAGUCCUGUCAUAGCGUCGUCCUCAUGAACAACAUCUCAACCUGCCUCGUCCAACAAACCCCACCCUCUUCCUCCGACGCCAUUACAAUGUCCUCGGCACCCUCCGACUUCCCCGUAACAAACUCCGCACCACGCACACUUCUCAUCGAACAGGCACGGCAAUGGGCAACAAAAGCGUUAGCGCAAGCAGCGGCGAUAAAAUCACCAGACAGAAAUGACGAGUGCGACGUCGGAUGCGCAGUCGCAACACACAACCUCGGAGAAUUCUUCGAGAUGGAGGGCAAGAUCUCAGAAGCCAGACAGAAGUAUGAGGAAGCGGCCAGUCUAGCCAAGAAGAUGGGGUUUGCCGAGGGACAGACGAAUGCGCGCGCGGGAUUAAAGAGAUUAAGAGUGCUGGAGAAGAAGGCGUGA